This is a messenger RNA of Siniperca chuatsi (mandarin fish), 4511 nucleotides long. It is a transcript of the gene lpgat1, whose product is annotated as lysophosphatidylglycerol acyltransferase 1. Gene Ontology annotation, cellular component: endomembrane system. The record is from RefSeq and is a predicted model, not a curated record. NCBI's taxonomy places the organism in Eukaryota, Metazoa, Chordata, Actinopteri, Centrarchiformes, Sinipercidae. The coding region runs from base 641 to 1759 and encodes 372 amino acids. The transcript has 8 exons. Gene Ontology annotation, molecular function: acyltransferase activity.
CUUCCGCCCCUACUCUUUUGUGUACAUUGACGCUGUGAAUCGAGGUCUGGAGAAAGAUAACGGUCCUUCCUGCCGAACGAAAGAUCUCUGUUCUUCGUAUUUGAUGUGCAUAUGUCGGAAAUAGUUUGUGUAACGUUUGUCUAGCUAGCAGCGUUGAUCACAGGCCCGGCCAGAACCGCCUCUCGUCCAUAUUCGCUAAUGGGAGCUCAGUAGCUAACGUUAGCUAACUUGACGACGAUGAUGAUGAUGAUGAUGAUGAUGAUGCAUCAGUGGAAUUAUCCCGGUGUCUCUGGCUGAGAUGGAGCCAGCGACGCUCAAGUGGAGCUGCUUGCUUGCUAGUUAGCUAGCUAGCGAGCUAACGGUGCCCGCCGGGAUUUACCGUGCCCGAGCAGCCCUGGAUAACGUUAGCUAAAUGGGUGCAACUGCAGUUUUAUCGCACGGGGUUUGUUGUAACGUUAUCAGACAUUUCCACCUCUGUGCCCAAAUUUGAUAGAGACUGGCCAUGUCAACUAGCAAAUAAUGCUAACUUAACCGUUUAGGUUAGCUACACGUGACACAAUUUAUCUCGUCCUAACAAUUAGCUACAUCUCUAACCGAGCUUGGAUGCUUCAGCGACAUUAAUUGGACGGUGUAUAUCAGGAUGGCACAGCUCUUGGACGGGGCCGGCAAACUGGGCUGGGUUCUGCUCAAGUCUGUGAUCCGGUUUGUGUUUAUGUUCCUCAACAACUGUGUAGCCAUCCCAUCCUACUGCUUAUACCUGCUGCUUCUGCAGCCGCUGAGAAUAUGGGACAGCUCCACUUUCUGGCACAUUGAAGGAGUCAUGUUCAAAUGGUUGCUGGCCAUGGUGUCUUCAUGGGGUUGGAUCGCAGGUUAUACAGUAACAGAGUGGGGUGACGAUGUACGGCCCAUCUCUGAAGAAGAAGCCAUGGUCAUCGUCAACCACCAAUCCACAGGAGAUGUGUGCACCCUCAUGAUGUGCUUGCAAGACAAGGGCACGGUGGUACGAAAAAUGAUGUGGUUGAUGGACCAUGUGUUCAAAUACACCAACUUUGGCCUAGUGUCCCUGAUCCAUGGGGACUUCUUCAUCAGGCAGGGUAAAGCUCACCGAGACAAGCAGCUGAUCUACCUGAAAGAUCACCUAGAAAAAUACUAUCACAGCCGCGACAGGAAGUGGAUAGUGCUGUUCCCUGAGGGCGGUUUCCUGCGCAAGCGGCGGGAAACCAGCCAAUUGUUUGCCAAGAAGCGUUCUCUCCCCCACCUGACCCACGUCACGUUGCCUCGUCUCGGGGCCACCCACGUUAUCCUGAAAACUCUGUCAGCCCAGCAGGAGAAUGGCAGCGUGGGCAGCGAGACUUGGACCCCAAACCAGACAGGUAAUAAACGUAAAGGCCUGCAGUGGGUAAUAGAUGUGACCAUAGCUUACCCCAAAGCAAGACCCAUGGACAUCCAGACCUGGAUCUUUGGCUACAGGCCUCCUACAGUCACACAUGUACACUAUAGGAUGUAUCCAAUAAAAGAGGUUCCUGUUGAAGCAGAGGCCCUGACUGACUGGCUGUAUCAGAGGUUUGUGGAGAAAGAAGAGUUGCUGGCCCACUUCUACGACACAGGAUCAUUCCCCCUCGAGGAAGGAAAGAAGGAGACAGUUUCCCGGCAGAUGACCCUCGACCCCGUGUGGCUGUGUAUUAUCCAGUCGUUUGCUUUUGCCUCCGGCUACGUGUGGUACAGCGUCCUCCAGUACCUCUACUGCUGUUUAUUUUGAGUGCGCUGAUGAGGCGAGAGUCUUUAUCGGACCACUGGAAAAGCCUCAGGAUCAGUUGGUGUGUGGCCCAGCGUCAUACUUGCCCCUACGAUGUAUGAAUGUACAUUUACAACAGUGGAGAGACUUAACAGGAAACAAAAAAACAUGGAAGACAAGUACACACAGAUUACAAAUACCCAUACAAGAUGAAACUGGUCACAGGCAUAGUUAACUUGCACACAACCCUAACACACACUCGCUCCAACGGCCUAGCAGAAUAAUUUCUCGCACUCGUCACAUGACUCACAUUUUGAUGUUUACACGUCCUCAUACACGUAGACGCUCACACGUACAUAACUUUUUAUUCGAAGUUAACGAAACGAGGCUCAGGACUCCUCCAGAAGAUGCUCUGGACCGGACUCUCUCUCUUCCCCUCCCAGGCUUUAGCCGUAGUAGUUUUACAGAGUAUAAAGUAUGUAUGGACGUGCGUGUGUGAGUGAAUAUAUGUGACUAGAAGCAUAAUGUCUGCCCUUGUUCUUCUUCCUGGCAAGAGUUGAGGAAGCCCACUGGACCUCUCUUUCAGCCCGCUGACUAGCCGGCCACACAGAGCGAGCGGCUGUAUGAACGUUGAGGCUGCGCAGCUGGCCGCUCCUCUGGCCUUCAUUGCACUAAGGAUCCAUACUGCCCUAACUGCUCCCUGUCCCAGGAAAUAUUCCUGAUUGGUAGCUGUCAAUGUUUUAAUUUCUUUUGUUUUCUUCCCUUUUAUCCGCAUAUCUCCACAACAAUGGCCAUCAUAUGUGUUGUUGAUGUCUUUUUGUUGACUUUUUUCCCCCCUUUGUCCGCCUGUCUGUCGAGGCAGUACUCUGAGCUUACUAAGAAGGGGGGGAUCAUGUUUACACUGGCGGCCCUGCUGAAAGCCUAAAGAGAUGGUGGCUAUGAUGCGGCGCUUGAUUUAAGGAUCUUUUCUGUGUCAGACGUUGAAGUGAGGAAGAGGAGACUGUGCUGUAUUGCUAAUUUUUAAAAAAAACAGUGGUGGCACGCAGGGCAAGAAUGGCAGUCUGAUCACCUAAAAAGUAACUCCCUCUUUGUGGAUUCCCCUUUUCGCCCUCUGCUAUCCAACGUGUAUACACACACACACACACACACACACACACACACACACACACACACACACAAACAAAUACACAUGUGCACACCUAGCCAUGUGCAGCUACACAAAGCAGAGUAGACGUCUGUCUCGAAGGAUCAUCUCAGCAAGCCAGACUGAGAAGGCAGAGACUCUUAUUCCCCCAUUGGACUACAUAGUUUUACAAAUAUUUAAGCCAUAUGCUUAGUGUCGUCGGGGUGGGAAAAAGACAUGGAGAAAAAAAUAUGAUUUUUAUAGAAAGCUACCCUAAUGUUCAGCAUUCUAAAAUAGAGAUUUUGGCUUACAGAACUAUAGGUGUCAUUACUGUAAAUUUACAGCAUAACCUGCCUAAGUGAGUGUGUGUGGUUGUCUUCCCCCCUCCAAUUUUUGAUAUAUAUGAUUCUUGUCGUGUUGCUCUGUGACGUCAGAGUGUGGCGACAAUUUCACCACGAGUGGUCAAAUUUGAUUUCAUUUUAAAUUACAUGAACUGUUGUCCUCUUUUCAUGGUAUGUUUAAAUCUUGUACAUAACAAAGCUGAGGAAGAGUUUUCAUUGCUGGAAAUGACCGCAGCGUUUCUCUCUGUUUUGGUCCGAAUUUUAGUUUUAAAUAUCAUGAAUGUUUUGGGUUGUUUUUUUUUAAAGAAGACAACGAAAGCAAGGAUUUCCCGUUCACUUCUCAGUGUACCCUGUAUUUUUUAUUUUUUUGUUGUCGAGUUCCUGACCAGGAAGUUGUUGUGUGCUUCAAGACAUCAGAGCUACUGUACGUCCGUGUGCUGGCUGACACAGCGUUUGCACAGCAACACACGGGCCCAGUUUCUAACUUGUACCAUUGUACAUUUUAAAUGAUCAGGAUUUAGUGGAAAACUUUGACUAUCAAGCCUUACCUGAUGUCCUGGUGGACCACAAUCCCAAAUAAUGCUGUUUCCUCGCAUCCCUCUUGACAAACAUUUGGGGUGUUUGUCAUAAUGAUGGUUUCAUGGUGUCGAGCUCAAACUUGGCCCGUGAGGAAGGGACCACUCUUCACUUACGAGGGAAACUCUGGCAGGGCCCUGCAAUGAUGCAGCUGUUCUCUCUCGAAUGUACUUGUGUUGUUGUUUUGAGGUCAAUUAUAUGUAAUUUGCUUAGUCUGCUUUAAUUAGGAAAAUUAUAGAGGAGCAGCAAUUAUCAUUGUCAUAAACUAAUGCAUAAAAGGUGCAUUUUAGUAGUUUACUGCCCUCCCUGUGUGCCACUGUUGGUAGAAACUGUGUGUGAAAUGCAAAAAAAAAAAAGGGAGGGGGAUACCUGACUGGGUAGGUAAAAAGAGUUUAAAUCAGGCUGUAAAUGUGAUUCAUCCAGUGGCCCUUUCAGAUUCCCCUCCAUCGUGAGAGUGACUUGAAAUAAAGCUUCAUCCCCCCCCCACACACACCACCACCUUUUUUACUUUUUUUUUUUUAUUGUUUUAAUUUUCUGACCAUGUUUCCAAAGAAGGCAGGGAAAUAAUGUUUUCCUAGAUGUGGUUUUAGGAAAUGAACACUAUAGGGAUUUAAACAAAUUAUACUAGAACUGUCUGUAAUUUUCCAUUUUGUACUUCUCCUUUAAUUCCUAGCUACACAGCCAUUUUACAACACAAAAAGACUUGUGCUGGAAUAAAACAUCAUAAAGAUCCUAA